CAUCUAAGCAGUUUGACUUUCAUUUGCUCUAAAGGAGAACAUCUAUUUACUAUUAGGACUGGUCAUUUCUGGACUUAACCUGUUGACUAUAUCGCUUACUCUCGAAUUCGAUUCAUCCGUCGAUUUGCGGGCAGAAAUACCAGCUACAGCAUCAAUCUUGAACGUCCCCUGACACUGUCCGCCUCUUUUUCCCUUCCUUGUGCGCAAUACCUCAGAUCGACGCGUUAAGCAGGUCGGAGCUCUGAUAAAGACCCUCAACUUGUUGGAAUGGUCAGCACAGGUUGAGCAGGGUCGAUCUUGGACAUAAUGUCUGGAAACAAUAGUCGACCGUCAAGUAAAGAUGGCCCAAGAAAAACAUCUGGUCGUCCAUGCUGGACAGUGUCGCAAACGGAAAGCGCUUGCCUGAGAAGAAUCUUUUGAUAUUAGGAGGAACACCCGAAUCACAGAGGGAGUUUAUAGAGACAUUAUCCGCGGACACUUCGGAUCCUACUUUGAUCAGCGAGAAGCCCAGGGGAAGGGUACCGCCAGUCGCCAAUCAAUUCGCAUUAGGAUACACGUAUCAUGACGUCCUGGAUGCCGACCAGGAAGAUACCUUGGCUCGGGUCUCUGCAUAUCUACUUUCCGAACCGUCCUUGUCCUUUGCACCGCUCCUCAAGCCACUCUUAACUCCUCAAUCAGUCCCAGAAACUCUAGUCGUAAUCCUGCUCGACUGGUCAGACCCCUGGACAUGGGUUCGAAGACUGCGGGAAUGGGUUCGUUUGCUCCGACAUGUCCUCAUCUCCCUUGACGAUGAGACAAAGAUCGUAAUGGAGGAGAUCAUGACCGAAUGGAAGGACCGAAAAAGGGGCAUGGAUUCCGGAGCGCAAGGGUUGGCCAGCUCUGGAGGACCAGUGGCGAUACCUCUCGGUCCAGGUGAAUGGGAUGAGGGGCUUGGGAUCCCCAUGUGCGUGGUUUGUCAAGGGGCGGAUAAGAUCGAGAAACUGGAGAAGGACCACGGAUGGCGUGAAGAAGAGUUUGACUUCAUCCUUCAGUUUAUGAGGACCAUUCUUCUGAAACAUGGCGCAUCGUUGAUAUAUACCACCCCGUUCCUCGCUAACUCCCUGCAGAGCUUGAUACAUUCGUCACUUGGAAUACAUUCAUUACUGAAGCGACAAUCGCUCAAGCACAAUGUGAUUGAUCGGGACAAGAUUUUGGUGCCUCCGAAUUGGGAUUCAUGGGGCAAGAUUCGAAUCAUCAGAGAGGGCUUUGAUAUGGAAGGUGUAUCAACUGCUUGGUCCAUUGAGAUCCAGGACCUUCCCGAGCCACUCACUGGAACCGUCGAUCGACCUCAGGAUGACAGCGCAAUGGGAGCCGAAGACGGGACCAGCGCUGUGACAGUAUUCGAACAAACGAUCACAGAUCCGAAGCGCAAUACCGCGAUGGCGCAUCCCGGAAGCCAAAAUAGCGCGAGUAAGAUUGAAGUGGAGACGAUGGACAUGCAGAGCUUCCUUGCCAAACAAUUAGAUGUCCUAGAGCAGCUGAAGCAGGAAGAUGAGAAGGAUCGUGCCACGAAACAAGUGCCUCAACUUGAAAUGUCGCCUUUGGAAGACAACGGUCGGGUCAACGAGCACAUUGGGCCGGUGCAAUUCAACAUGGGAGGUAUCCAGGUCGACGCUGACGACAUGCUGCGGAAACUCAAAGAGAGAGAGGCUAGCCGAGUCCAGAGAAAAGAGGUCGUUUCGUCACCGGGGGAUGAAAAGGCACACAAUCAAGCGCUGGCGAAUUUCUUUGCAGGCUUGGUCAAAAAACCUGGAACGAGUCCGCGCGGAAGUCCGUCGGCUUGAAUACCGGCGAGCUGAGUUGAGCGGCCUUUUUAAUUGUACUUUUAUCGUUCCCGUUCAGUACAUACUCCAAGGAUCGAGGAUAUCGGCUUGGCGACGCUCUUUGUUUUCGAUACCAGAAUAGCCUGUUACGGUGGAUUAGGAGUCUUACAGUUGGGCGACAUAUCUGACUAGCACAUAUUCCCUUUGUCUAUCUGCGGAGCUAUAUUCUAUCCAACCGAAUGAUAUCAUAAUAUGACCACCAAUAGUAAUACUGUUGGGUUGUCUCAGGA
Aspergillus novofumigatus IBT 16806 is the source of this 2092-nucleotide messenger RNA. RefSeq names its product dynein family protein. Gene Ontology annotation, cellular component: cytoplasmic dynein complex; centrosome. The record is from RefSeq and is a predicted model, not a curated record. Gene Ontology annotation, biological process: microtubule cytoskeleton organization; microtubule-based movement. The transcript has 6 exons. NCBI's taxonomy places the organism in Eukaryota, Fungi, Ascomycota, Eurotiomycetes, Eurotiales, Aspergillaceae. Gene Ontology annotation, molecular function: dynein heavy chain binding. Bases 369 to 1823 code for a protein of 484 amino acids.